ACCCGACUCACAUUACUUCAAUAAACUUAUAAUUGAACCUUCUCUUUCCUUUCUUCUAAAUAUCACCUAAGUUCUGAUAAACAAGUCUACCGAUGUUCAUAUUGUCGUUAACAAGUCUUUAACUGUAGGAUUACAUCAUGGAAGGGCGUCUUCCAACGUCAUCGGAGCAGGCGUGGCGAGACGACUCCAGCGACGAGCCACCGGCAUACAAAUCAAGAAAUUUCCAGUCAAAUAACGCUAGAAGUGAUCUCCCAUCAUACGAGGAAACCGUUGGAGAUGAUCAGGACGAAAAGGAUUAUCAAAAUGAUAAGAAACCUACAAGUGCCAACCCGAAGAAUAAUCAAGACCUUCCACCUUGUAGCCACUGGUCGGAAAGCGGGUGUAAUAUGACAUCCAACUCUAGACAAUGCUGCUCUUGUGUCGACGACCGGCCUAAAACCGAGUCUGGACUCUAUCCGAUGUAUGUGGAUCAUGAGGGCUGGGUUGAAAAGGCCACCAGGUGGAAGUAUUACUGCCCGAGCUGUCAAGAAUAUUUCGACCCGGAUGCUAAGGCAAGAAGCUUGAGAGACCAGUGGGCUUGGGCGGAGAAACGCGCACAGUCUUUGGCUGACGAGCGGGACAAACGGUAUUUCGGUCUCGGGCGUUGGAUACAUGUUUGCAGCGAGUCAAUAAAAGGUUGCCUGCCAGAGUGAUCAAUCGUAAUGCUCUAGUGGUCGGGGACGCUCGAUUGAGGAAACGCUUUCUAAGAUAGUUCAAAGAAUAAUAUAUCAGUGUAUACAUGAAUAUCUAUCACGAGAAUCGUCAAUAUACCUUAUAUGUCACCUAUUUAAAAU
Daldinia decipiens is the source of this 833-nucleotide messenger RNA. RefSeq lists its product as uncharacterized. The record is from RefSeq and is a predicted model, not a curated record. Bases 138 to 692 code for a protein of 184 amino acids. Lineage: Eukaryota; Fungi; Ascomycota; Sordariomycetes; Xylariales; Hypoxylaceae. The transcript is spliced from 2 exons.